GGCCCCUCCACACCACACCCAUGGCCUGCUACGACCUCUGCCGCCCCUGCGCACCCACCCCGCUGGCCAACAGCUGCAACCAGCCCUGUGUCACCCAGUGCCAGGACUCCACCGUCCUCAUCCAGCCCUCCCCCGUGCUCGUCACCCUGCCAGGGCCCAUCAUGACCUCCUUCCCCCAGAGCUCCGCCGUCGGAUCCAGCGCAGGGGCUGCCCUGGGCACGGAGCUCAAUGCCCAGGGACAGCCCAUCUCCGGCGCCUUUGGGGCCUUUGGCUACGGCCUCGGCUCUGCCCGUGCCUUUGGCUACGGCCUGGGAGGCCUGGGCUGCUACGGCACCAGGGCUGCUCCCAUCUGCUGA
This is a messenger RNA of Myiozetetes cayanensis, 356 nucleotides long. Its product is annotated as feather keratin 4-like. The record is from RefSeq and is a predicted model, not a curated record. The transcript has a single exon. NCBI's taxonomy places the organism in Eukaryota, Metazoa, Chordata, Aves, Passeriformes, Tyrannidae. Bases 21 to 356 code for a protein of 111 amino acids. Gene Ontology annotation, cellular component: intermediate filament. Gene Ontology annotation, molecular function: structural constituent of cytoskeleton.